Molecule: messenger RNA, 1218 nt
Organism: Penicilliopsis zonata CBS 506.65
Lineage: Eukaryota; Fungi; Ascomycota; Eurotiomycetes; Eurotiales; Aspergillaceae
Exons: 1
Coding region: 1-1218 (405 amino acids)
Molecular function (GO): zinc ion binding; 5-methyltetrahydropteroyltriglutamate-homocysteine S-methyltransferase activity
Source: RefSeq, a predicted model, not a curated record
AUGCCCCGAGCAGACCAUAUCGGGUCUUUCCUGCGGCCUCCCAGCCUGUUGGCGGCGCGACAGGCAGCCUCGCAUACCUCCGCGUACGAUCCCCCCUCGGCCGAAGUGGAAGCGAUAACGCGGAAAUGCGUGGCCGAACUGGUCCAGAAACAGCUGGCGCGGGACAUCCGCCCCAUCACCUCGGGCGAGUACGAGCGGUAUAUCUUCUACGCGGGUUUCUUUGAGAAGCUAGACGGGUGCGUGGUUGUGCCGGACAUCCCGCUCCCCUCCGGGUUCCGGUCGAGACUGCCCACCGUGACGAAGGCGAUGGAGAAGGGGGUCCAAGUGCGGCCUGGGGUGGUUGCGGUGUCUCCCAUCCGACAUGACGGCCGGGCGUAUCUGGCUGAAUGGCUGGGUCUGCGGUCUCUGCUGCCGUCGGAGGAGCUGUGGAGGGAGUGCAAGCUGACGGUCCCGCCUGCGACGUGGCACCACAUCCAUCUCAAACCGGGGACGGCGUACAAACCGGGGACGGCGUACAAACCGGGGACGGCGUACGCGAGCGACGAAGCGUACUUUCGAGAUCUGGGGGCAGCGUAUCGGGCGGAGUUUCAAACGCUGUAUGACGCCGGGCUGCGCAACAUCCAGGUCGACGACCCGGCGCUCACCUCCUUCCCGACGCAGACGUUUCGAGACGGGUGUGAAGAGGACGGGGUGGACGCCGACAAGCUGCUGGACCUGUACAUCUGGGCGCAGAACGAGUGUCUGCGCGAUCGCCCGGCGGAUCUGCACGUGGGGAUCCAUCUGUGCAGGGGGAAUAUGGCCGGAUCGACGCAUAUCCUCAGCGGAUCGUACGAGCCGAUCGCACAACGGCUGUUCACAGGCCUGCAGUACGACACGUUCUAUCUCGAGUAUGACUCGGACCGGGCGGGAGACUUCACCCCCCUGCGCCAUCUGCCGGUCGGGAAAAGGGUGGUGUUGGGCGUGGUCUCGACCAAGACCACGGAGCUGGAGGAGGUCGACGAGCUGGUCGGCAAGGUGUACGACGCUGCAGACGUGAUUGCCGGGGGCCAGGGCAGACCGCGCGAGCAGGUGCUGCAGGACACGCUCUCUGUCAGUCCGCAGUGUGGCUUCUCGAGCAUGAGCGUUGGCGGCGGCGAGGGCAUGACGGAGCAGCGGAUGUGGGAGAAGAUGGCGCUCGUGCAGGAGGUGGCUCGACGGGUGUGGGGGACUGUUUUUUGA